Molecule: messenger RNA, 353 nt
Organism: Trichobilharzia szidati
Lineage: Eukaryota; Metazoa; Platyhelminthes; Trematoda; Strigeidida; Schistosomatidae
Source: the annotation of a GenBank genome assembly
CUGGCAGUCGCUUUAUAUGUAAAACUGUUUGCGUUGAUGAUAUACCCGCAUCUCUACCUCGUUGUUUAUUUUACUGCGCCAAAACACAUCAACCUAGGGUCGGCUGUAUGGAAAAACCAGAUACAACUGGUAGAGAUUGUGAAAAUGGUGGAUUAAUGCCAUGUGUUCGGUGGUGUUACCAAGGGGAAUCGACACGGAUAAACUCAAACCUUUGAAGCUUCAUCGAUUUAUGGUGCUGAAUGCUUUAAUUGACAUGACUGCUCACUGUUUUAACUAUAAAUGUUAUUUACUAAAGUGUAAUAUCUAAGUAACUUUUUCACUUAUAAAUAAAUACGAAUUUGCUUCCUAUUAAA